This is a messenger RNA of Podarcis raffonei (Aeolian wall lizard), 3183 nucleotides long. RefSeq names its product disintegrin and metalloproteinase domain-containing protein 21-like. Gene Ontology annotation, biological process: male gonad development; proteolysis. The coding region runs from base 641 to 2896 and encodes 751 amino acids. Gene Ontology annotation, molecular function: metalloendopeptidase activity. Gene Ontology annotation, cellular component: sperm head plasma membrane; plasma membrane; external side of plasma membrane. The record is from RefSeq and is a predicted model, not a curated record. Lineage: Eukaryota; Metazoa; Chordata; Lepidosauria; Squamata; Lacertidae. The transcript has 2 exons.
UGCUCUUCCAAUGCCCACCUGCCUCAGCAGAUGGAAUGUCCAUAUUCAAAAAAGCAUGAGAAACUGUUAGCCUGGUCAUGGAAUUUCCCACCACAGGAGAGGACAUUUGAACCGGCAUGGUGGUUCCUCCUCCCUCUUUGUCAUCUCCUUUUCUCUGGAAAUACACUUUAGAAGAUUAAAUGAGAAUUCCUGGGACUAGAGGAAUAUAAUUAUUGGGGUAUCUUCCUCUCUUUGGUGUCCACCCUUCUUCCUUUUGGUCCUUCUUAUCACCCAAAAAGGUGACCACAACCGCUUCUGAGAAGAGAAAAUGUUGGCGCCUAGGCCCUAAAGUUGCGGAGGCCUUUAGAGUCAAAGGUUUAAGGACGGCCAGUGUUUUGGUUACCCUAACUCCAUUUGAAAAUGCCAGACAGCAGUGGCCACUUCACCUUUUUGAACUCUCUCACAACCAAAUGAUGUUGACGACCGUCAAGAGAGAGAUGGUGGCAGUGGCAGGAAUUGCCUUGUGUUUUCUUGAGCACGCUGACAAGUCUAAAAAAGCCUCUUGAGAAUCAAUGAUUGGUGGGGAUGUGAAGUCAGAAAGCCCAGUCUGUCUCCUCUCUACUCUAGGCUGUUUAAGGAUAGUGAAUAGUGGAAGCAAAUCAUGGCACAUGGCAGUGGUGGCCUCCACAAAUGGCUGGUUCUGCAGUUGACGAAUCCUGUUAUUUUGCUGGGGUUCCUCCUUCCCACCAGCUCAUUUCCUGCUCCUGAGUAUACGUCGUAUGAAGUGAUCACCCCAAGGCAGUUGGUGCUUUGGGGAGGGAAAGCCAAGAAGAAUGAACUUUCCUAUAUCCUCAAUGUAUCAGGAAAGGACUACGUCAUUCAGUUGAAGCCCAGGAAGCACGACUUCCUGGUCAAAAACCUCCCACUCUUCACAUACAGUUCCCAGGGCAGACGGAUCGAAAGUCAUCCCUACAUCCCUGUUGAAUGCUACCACGAAGGGCAUGUGGAUGGCGUAGCCAAUUCGCUUGUGGUUCUGAAGACCUGCUCUGGCUUGACAGGAUUCCUAAGUAUCAGAGACAGAAAUUAUGGCAUAGAGCCUUUCCACGGUUCUUCAACUUUUCAGCACCUUCUCUACCUGAUCAACGAACCAAAGCCUUGUAUGUGUGGAAUGAGAGCUCCAGUUGCAAAGCGUCAGGCAGAAGAACUGAGGGCGGAAAGAGGGACCCGGCGUGACCCAAGGCACCCAAAAUACAUUGAGCUGUACAUUGUUGUGGACGAGAAGCUGUUUCAGUUUGAAGGUGCCAAUGAAACCAGGAUGGCAUACCUCAUUUUGGACAUAGUUAACUUAAUGGGUGUGCACUUCCGGGAGCUGCACACAAGUAUUGUCCUGAUUGGACUGGAGAUCUGGAACACAGGCAACCCUUUCGAGGUUACAAAUGACGUUGGGUUGCUUCUGAAUAAUUUCAACAGCUGGAGAGUGAACGGUCUUGCGAAGUGGAUGAAGCACGACACAGCCCUGUUGCUCACUCACCAGGAGUUCGAGCACACCCUCGGGAAGUCAUACGGUAAUGCCAUCUGCAGGCCAAGCUAUUCUGCAGAGGUUUUGAGCCUCUUGCAGAAGAAUCCAAUUCUCUUUUCAAGGGCCAUGUCCCAUGAGUUGGGUCAUCACAUGGGGCUUGAACACGACGAAUCCAACUGUGUUUGUGGAGGAUACAAAACCUGUGUCAUGCAUUCGUACAAGGCAGAAACGAACAAGUUCAGCAACUGCAGCAUUCACACUUUUGCAGAACUUGUGCUGGAAGGGAACCUGGACUGCCUGAACAACAGGCCCCAAAAGAUACCAUCUAUCAAGCAUUGUGGCAAUGGAGUGUUGGAUAAGGGAGAAGAAUGCGACUGCGGUGGCACGCAGAGGUGCAAGCAGAAUCUUUGCUGCAACCCUGACUGCACCUUGAAGCCACGUGCACAAUGCUCUUCUGGGCCAUGUUGUAAAAACUGUCACUUCCUUCCAAGUGGAGACCUUUGUCGAAUUCAGAUCAAUGAGUGUGACCUUCCUGAGUACUGUAGUGGGAAAUCUGAGUGGUGCCCCAAUGAUGUGUACAUGCAAGACGGGACGCCGUGCAGCAAACACGAUUCCCAUUGUUAUGCCAAGCAGUGUUGGACUCACAAGUACCUGUGCGCCAGGAUCUUUGGCUAUGGAGCCACAGCGGCUCCAGCAUCCUGCUUUCAGUCUCGGAAUAGUGUGGGGGAUGCGUAUGGCAACUGUGGCAGGGAUUGGACAGGAAGUACUUUUGUGAAAUGCCAGCCUCAAGACGUAAAGUGCGGGAGAGUUCAGUGUACCAACGUCAGAAACAUACCUUCAAUGCCACACUAUGCCGUGACUCCCACUGAGUUGUCAGGCACUAGCGCUAGCUGCUGGAGCGUGGCCUACCAUGGCGGGACAGAUUUUGUGGAUCUCGGAAUGGUGCCUGAUGGCACUCCAUGUGGCCCUGGGAAACUCUGCAAGAACCAUACGUGCAUUUUCAGGAAGAAGGCAGUGUGUGAUCCCAACAAAAAGUGCAAUGACAGAGGUGUUUGUAACAACCUCAAUAACUGCCACUGCAACAGUGGCUGGGCCCCUCCAAACUGCAUGUUUUGGGGGUCUGGGGGAAGCAUCGAUGGUGGGUAUCCAAGGCAGAACUGGAGCACAAAAGUCGUGAAACGAACUUUUGAAACAGUGAUCCCUCUAGGAGUCCUGGUUCUUGCCGCUAUCACUUUUAUUGUGCCAAGGCUGCGGAAGCUACCAGAAUGGUGUAGGCAAUUCACCAGCUCACGGGUUGGAGGGAAUCUGCAAGGCAGCAGCCUAGAUGUUGACAAAGUUGAUUCCUGUCGCGUUUGCAAAGUAAAGGAAGGAUUGAACUCUACAGAUUCCAAAGAGUAAUGCUUGUGGACAUUUCAAGGCAUCCUUGGACCUCCUGUUAAGACAUCGACUGCACUCCAAAGCAUCUAUAAUAAAGCAGAGGUUGGUGGCAAGUGGACUCCAGUUCCCAUCAUCCCUGGCUGUUGACCAUGCUGUGCCAGUGGCUGAUGGGAACUGUAGUUCAGCCAUAUGUCGGGGCGGCGCACAUGCUCCCUCAUCCCAGAAAUAAAUUUCCCCUGUAUAUAGUCCUUAUAAUAGGAGCAAUUGUAAUACGGUCUUUGCUCUAAUAAAAUUUGCAUUUUCCCCCA